Messenger RNA from Hydra vulgaris (swiftwater hydra), 1768 nucleotides. Its product is annotated as probable ATP-dependent RNA helicase DDX56. The record is from RefSeq and is a predicted model, not a curated record. Lineage: Eukaryota; Metazoa; Cnidaria; Hydrozoa; Anthoathecata; Hydridae. Gene Ontology annotation, molecular function: ATP binding; nucleic acid binding; RNA helicase activity.
UUAGCGGAACGGACAUUAGCGGAAACUAAAUUCACAAUAUGCCAUGUUGAUAGAAACAGGAUUGCUAAAAUACAACUCUGUGCAGCUUUGAUUUCUAAAAUGAUUUCUAAUUUUACAGAUUUUGAUAUAGAUGAUAGACUCGUUAAAGCUAUUUCCAAGCUUGGAUGGGCUACUCCAAGUGAAAUACAGAAGCGAGCAAUUCCUCCUGCUUUAGAAGGAAAGGAUAUAAUUAUACGUGCCAAAACAGGUUCUGGAAAAACAGCAGCGUAUCUAAUACCGUUAAUUCAAAAAAUAUUGAAGAAUAAAGAAUCAAACAAACCUAAAACUUUAAGUGUUGUUUUAGUUCCCUCUAAAGAGCUUUGUAAACAAUCUUAUCGAAAUGCGCUCGAUCUCACCUCGUAUUGUUCUAAACUUGUUUCAGUUGUAGACUUAGGAAAUUCCACAGUUCAGAGUUCUUCUUCUUUAAUUAAUAAUGCUGAUAUUUUAAUUAGUACACCAAGUAAAAUCCUUGCACAUAUAAAUAAUAAAACAAUUAAUCUAAAAGAUUUUUUAGAUUAUCUUAUACUUGAUGAAGCUGAUAUGAUGUUUUCAUAUGGUUAUGAGCAAGAUUUAAAAACAAUUACAACUUCAUUGCCUAAAAUUUACCAAGCAUUGUUAGUGUCUGCAACAAUAAGUGAAGAUAUAAAAUGUUUAGAAGCAUUAAUUCUUAACAAACCAGUUAUUUUAAAGUUAGAGGAGUCACAUUUACCAGAAAAGGAGAAGCUUAACCAGUUUGUUAUUAAAUGUGAGUCAAGUGAUAAGUAUCUUCUUAUUUAUGCUUUGUUCAAAUUAAACUUGGUGCAAGGUAAAACAUUAAUAUUUGUCAAUUCUAUUGAUAGAUGUUAUCGAUUAAAGUUAUUUCUUGAACAGUUUUACAUUCGUACAUGUGUUUUAAACUCUGAAUUGCCUCAAAGCUCAAGAAUCCACAUAGUUGAUGAAUUUAAUCGUGGUGUUUAUGAUAUUGUUAUAGCAACAGAUGAAGCUGUUGUUAUUAAUACAAAUUUAUCAAACAUAAAUCAGAAUAAAGAGAAAACAAAAAAAAAUAAAAAAGCAAUGAAAACUAAAAAAGAUUAUGCUGUUGCUCGAGGAAUUGAUUUUCAAGAUGUCGACAAUGUUCUUAAUUUUGAUUUUCCAGAAACUGGAGAUGCAUAUAUACACCGAGUUGGAAGAACAGCACGUGGAAAUAAUCAUGGCACAGCCCUAUCCUUUGUUGCAAGUAGUGAAGAUCAAAAGCAUUUAAUGACGGUUGAGGAAAAACUUAAAACAGAUGUCAUUGCUAAAGAAAAUGCAUUAAAACCGUAUAAUUUUAAAAUUGAAGAAAUUGAAGGUCUGCGCUAUCGUGUCAAUGAUGUCAUUAAUAGUGUUACUCGGAUCAAAGUUAAAGACGCAAGAUUUAAAGAAAUUAAAAGUGAGAUUUUGCAUUCAAAUAAAUUAAAAAUGUAUUUUGAAGAGAAUCCAAAAGAUCUCAGAGUACUUCGACAUGAUAAAAUACUGAAACCAACUGAUCAACAGCCUCAUAUGAAAGACGUACCUGAAUAUCUUGUACCUAGUUCUUUAAGACAUAUCAUGGUCAAAUCUAAAAGAAAACGUAAGCAAUCAAAUAUUCAACAUGAAAAGAUAAAAAAGAAAAAGACAGACCCGUUAAAAACUUUUAAAUAUAAGUAAAAUAUUUAAUAUUUUUGUAUUUUAUUUUUCUUUAGUUUAUAAUCAAACUCAUGAAAUGAACUGA